Hippopotamus amphibius kiboko is the source of this 2413-nucleotide messenger RNA. RefSeq names its product calmegin (gene CLGN). The record is from RefSeq and is a predicted model, not a curated record. The coding region runs from base 120 to 1952 and encodes 610 amino acids. Gene Ontology annotation, molecular function: calcium ion binding. NCBI's taxonomy places the organism in Eukaryota, Metazoa, Chordata, Mammalia, Artiodactyla, Hippopotamidae. Gene Ontology annotation, biological process: protein folding. The transcript has 15 exons. Gene Ontology annotation, cellular component: endoplasmic reticulum; endoplasmic reticulum membrane.
AGUCGCUGCUGGGCAGCCGCCGGCGGGAUUGCUCUGGGGAGACGCGGGGACCGAGCGGCAGCGACUCUUACAUCUGAGCUGCCGCUGCCGAAAACGGGCCCGCAAGACUGAUAAUCAAUAUGCGUUUCCAAGGCUUUCGGCUAUGUUUGGGUCUUCUUUUCAUCUCAGUUAAUGCAGAAUUUAUGGAUGAUAGUGUUGAGAUGGAAGACUUUGAUGAAAGUUCAGAAGAGAUUGAUGCUAAUGAAAAUGAACUCUCCUCAGAGAUUAAAUAUAAGACACCUCAACCUAUAGGAGAAGUAUAUUUUGCGGAAACUUUUGAUAGUGGAAGGUUGGCUGGGUGGGUCUUAUCAAAAGCAAAAAAAGAUGAUACAGAUGCGGAGAUUUCUAUAUAUGAUGGAAGAUGGGAAAUAGAAGAAUUGAAAGAAAAUCGAGUACCUGGUGACCGAGGACUGGUGUUGAAAUCUAGAGCAAAGCAUCAUGCAAUAUCUGCUGUAUUAGCAAACCCCUUCAUUUUUGCUGAUAAACCUCUGAUAGUGCAAUAUGAAGUAAAUUUUCAAGAUGGUAUUGAUUGUGGAGGUGCAUACAUUAAACUCCUAGCAGACACUGAUGGUUUGAAUCUGGAAAACUUUUAUGAUAAAACAUCCUAUACCAUUAUGUUUGGACCAGACAAAUGUGGAGAAGAUUACAAACUUCAUUUUAUCUUCAGACAUAAACAUCCCAAAACUGGAGUUUUUGAAGAGAAGCAUGCCAAACCUCCAGAUGUAGACCUUAAGAAGUUCUUCACAGACAGGAAGACUCAUCUUUACACCCUUGUGAUGAAUCCAGAUGACACAUUCGAAGUAUUAAUUGAUCAGAUAGUUGUAAACAAAGGAAGCCUACUAGAGGAUGUGAUUCCUCCUAUCAAUCCUCCCAAAGAAAUUGAAGAUCCCAGUGAUAAAAAACCUGAUGAUUGGGAUGAAAGAGCAAAAAUCCCUGAUCCUUCUGCCGUCAAACCAGAAGAUUGGGAUGAAAGUGAACCUCCUCAAAUAGAAGAUUCAAGUGUUGUUAAACCUGAUGGCUGGCUUGAUAAUGAACCGAAAUUUAUUCCAGAUCCUAAUGCUGAAAAACCGGUUGACUGGAAUGAAGACAUGGAUGGAGAAUGGGAAGCACCUCAGAUUUCUAAUCCAGCAUGUCGGAUUGGGUGUGGUGAGUGGAGCCCUCCCAUGAUAGAUAACCCAAAAUACAAAGGAGUGUGGAGACCUCCAAUGAUAGAUAACCCUAACUACCAGGGUAUCUGGAGUCCUCGAAAAAUUCCUAAUCCAGAUUAUUUUGAAGACAAUCACCCAUUUCUUCUGACUUCUUUCCGUGCUCUUGGUUUAGAGCUUUGGUCCAUGACCUCUGAUAUCUACUUUGAUAAUUUUAUUAUCUGUUCGGAAAAGGAAGUAGCAGAUCGCUGGGCUGCAGAUGGUUGGGGAGUGAAAAUAAUGAUAGAAAAUGCUAAUGAGCCUAGUAUGUUCAAACAGCUGGUGGCAGCUACUGAAGAGCGCCCAUGGCUUUGGUUCAUUUAUCUUGUAACAGCAGGGCUUCCAAUAGCUCUAAUUACUUCAUUUUGUUGGCCAAGAAAAGUAAAGAAAAAAUAUGAAGAUGCAGAGUUCAAAAAACUGGACUUAUGUAAACCACAAACAAAGGGAGCACUAGAGCAAGAAGUGAAGGAAGAGAAAGCAGCCCUGGAGAAACCAGUAGACUUGGAAGAGGAAAAAAAGCAAAGUGAUGGUGAAAUUCUUGAAAAAGAAGAGGAAGGUGAACCUGAGGAAAAGAGUGAAGAAGAAAUUGAAAUCAUAGAAGGACAAGAAGAAGGUAAUAAAUCAAAUAAGUCUGGAUCAGAGGAUGAGAUGAAAGAAGCAGAUGAGGGCACAGGAUCUGGAGAUGGGCCAAUAAAGUCAGUACGCAAACGAAGAGUACGAAAGGAAUAACCUAUAUUCAAGUAUUUUUAAUUCCUAAGAGGGAGAGUUGGCAUUCUAAAGUCAGUGCGCCAGAACUGAACUUGAGUCAAUCUGCACAUCCUGUUUCUACUAUCUAGCAAUGUUAUUCUUUCAGACAUUUAUUUUAAUCUUUUUCAGAAAAGGAAAAAAAAAACUUUGAAGUUACUUGGUCUUUGAAUUUAGAAUAAAAGUGGCACAUUACAUGUCAGAUUUUAACAGAUUAACAUCAUUAGAAGUUACACAGUUUUAAUAGUUUGGAGAAAGUUUUGGUUUCUGCAGAGCAAAAUAAUAUCAGCAGUUUCACUGCUGUUGGAAGAAUCAGUUAUUGAAAUUUCCCCUUAAAUGGCUAUACUACAUUUAACUGGUAGUUCUAUAGUAUAGAUGAAUGUGUGUUCUGCUGUACAGGCUAAAUGCAAUAAAGUUGCUGUUUGGUUGUUUGAUUCUGUCAACAA